AUGUCUCCCUCGACUGAGAAGAAGGGCAAGGUCCUCCUCGCCUACUCUGGUGGUCUCGACACCUCGUGCAUCCUCGCCUGGCUCAUUGACGAGGGCUACGAGGUCGCUGCCUUCAUGGCCGAUGUCGGCCAGGAGGAGGACUUUGAGGCCGCCCGCACCAAGGCUCUCAACUGCGGUGCUUCGAGCUUCAACCUUGUUGACCUCAAGCGCGAGUUCGUCGAGGAGCUUGUCUACCCCGCCGUUCAGUGCAACGCUAUCUACGAGGGUGUCUACCUCCUCGGCACUUCGCUUGCCCGCCCCGUCAUCGCCCGCGGCAUGAUGGAGGUUGCCCACAAGGAGGGCUGUGACUUUGUCUCGCACGGCUGCACCGGCAAGGGUAACGACCAGGUCCGCUUCGAGCUUGCCUUCUACGGCCUCGACCCCAACAUCAAGGUCAUUGCUCCUUGGCGCGACCCCGUCUUCUACAACCGCUUCGCUGGUCGCUCGGCUCUCCUCGAGUACGCUGCCUCGAAGAACAUCCCUGUCACCCAGACUCAGGCCAAGCCCUGGUCGACCGACGAGAACCUCUUCCACAUCUCGUACGAGGCCGGCAUCCUUGAGGACCCCAACCAGACUCCCCCCGAUGACAUGUGGAAGCUCACCACCUCGCCCCAGAAGGCCCCCGACGCUCCCGAGCAGGUCCAAAUCGAGUUCCUCAAGGGUCUCCCCGUCAAGGUCACCUACCCCGCCACCGGCAAGGUCGUCACCGACUCGGUUGAGAUCUUCCUCUCGCUCAACGCCCUUGCCCGCAAGCACGGUGUUGGCCGUGUCGACAUUGUCGAGAACCGCUUCAUCGGUGUCAAGUCGCGUGGCUGCUACGAGUCGCCCGCCGGCACCAUCCUCCGUGUCGCCCACAUGGACCUCGAGGGCAUGACCCUUGACCGCAACGUCCGUGCUCUCCGUGACCAGUUCAUCACCAUCGAGGUCGCCAAGAUCCUCUACAACGGUUUCUGGUUCUCCCCUGAGCGCGAGUUCCUCACCGCCGCCAUCCCCGCCUCGCAGAAGACCGUCAACGGUCUCGUCCGUCUUGCCAUCUACAAGGGCAACGUCGUCGUCGAGGGCCGUGACGCCGACGAGGGUCUCUACGACGCCAAGUUCUCGUCCAUGGACGAGCUUGGUGGCUUCGAGCCCACCGCCACCUCGGGCUUCAUCGAGAUUGAGUCCAUCCGCAUCAAGGCCUGGGGCCGCGCCAACGCCAAGCGUGGCCAGGCUGGUGUUUCCCCCCAGGACGUCUACCACCGUGUUUAA
Molecule: messenger RNA, 1287 nt
Organism: Apiotrichum porosum
Lineage: Eukaryota; Fungi; Basidiomycota; Tremellomycetes; Trichosporonales; Trichosporonaceae
Gene: ARG1
Product: argininosuccinate synthetase
Exons: 5
Coding region: 1-1287 (428 amino acids)
Biological process (GO): urea cycle; L-arginine biosynthetic process
Cellular component (GO): cytoplasm
Molecular function (GO): ATP binding; argininosuccinate synthase activity
Source: RefSeq, a predicted model, not a curated record